This is a messenger RNA of Drosophila teissieri, 4054 nucleotides long. RefSeq lists its product as uncharacterized. The transcript has 4 exons. Gene Ontology annotation, molecular function: transcription cis-regulatory region binding. The coding region runs from base 939 to 3620 and encodes 893 amino acids. NCBI's taxonomy places the organism in Eukaryota, Metazoa, Arthropoda, Insecta, Diptera, Drosophilidae. Gene Ontology annotation, biological process: regulation of transcription by RNA polymerase II. The record is from RefSeq and is a predicted model, not a curated record. Gene Ontology annotation, cellular component: nucleus.
GCAGCGCUCAGUUUCUUUCAGCCAGUCGUUCGCGUCGGUUGUCCGUUGUUAGUUGUCCGUUGUUGGUUGUCCGUUGUCGGUAGUCCGUUGUCGGUUGUUGGUUGCUGCACGUUCGGUGUUGCGUGUUGUCGGCGGGUCGUGGUUGCAGGUUGCCGUAGGGUGCCGCGGCGAUUCUUCCGCCCUGCACGCAGCCUCCGUGCGACACUCGAACUGAAGAGGCGGACACGCGAACUGUGGGCCAAAAAUCGAAAUAAGAAAACACUCCAGUCUUUUGCUAUUCUGACACAAUUUCGCGGCGAAUAACAAAGAGUGCAGAAACCGCAAGAGCAGUGAGCAGUGAGCGCAAAACAGCGAGAAACGUGUGUGUAAAACAUAAAUGUGCAUUCGACAACAAUAGCGGAGAAAAGUGAGGAAAGAAACAAAAGCGAAGAGGUGGCCAGGCAGAAAUUGGAAAUAAACAAAAAGAAAUUGCAUAAGUCGGAUUUUGGCGUGCGCUUUGCGCAUCUUCUUCUGGCUAGCUGCUGCAAUAUUUGAGUGGCUUCUGCUGUUUAUCCCGCGAGAAAAACAGAAAAACAAAAAAACUAAAAAACACUUAACAACUAAACAACUAAAAAAAAGCGAGUUAAAACCAAGAGACUUUUUACAACAUUUUAAUCAACUCCGCUGGGCCUUCGCUUGACCAUUUGACUUUUUUCGAACAAGUUUGCAGUCAAGUUUGUGGCUCGCUGUGUGUGCGUUUUCGGCAACUAAAGCCCAUUAAUGCAAUUGUUGCCAUCCAAUUUCUAUAUUUCUACGAACGUGUGCGCGCCUUUUCGCCGUUAAAGUCAAACAUUUAUGCAACUCGGCCGAAAGCAGCAGCAGCAGCAGCAACAGCAGCAAAAGCAACAUCUGGCCAAGGGACGUACUCCAUCCGCAAUUGAAGUCUAUGUGAGACGACCAUGCCUAUUUGCAAAAGUUCACCGGGCACGGCUAGCAAGAAAACAGCCACGGAUAUAUCCGCCGACCACGUGACGGAAGCGGCCCAGGUGAAGCGGACGCGGGAGCAGGCCUACUUCAACUCCUACGACUUCGAUGCAAUCGAGGUGCUGCCCUACGAGGAGGAGGGCGACGAGGAGCGCAGCAGGAGCAGAAGCAGAAGCCAAAGCCGGAGCGCAAGCAGCCGGAGCAGAAGCAGCAGCACCAGGAGCUACUCCGCUGCCAAAGAUCCUGGUGCCGGCAACAAGUUCGCCUAUCUGCAGCGCCUGGGGGCUUUUUUUGCUCGCAACGGAGGUGGAGCAGGCGAAUCGGGAUUAGGAGAAGCCGCUAGUAUCGUUGCUCCAAGUGGGGCAGGUGCAUCCAACGCGGCGACCAAGGGCAGAAGCGACAAUUUUCUACUGCCACGAGCCAUGCUUAAAUAUCAAAGCACGGCGACAGCCUCAGCCUCAGACCCGCCAUCGUCCACAUCCACAUCCACGGCAGCGGCCACAAUGCCUCUAAAGAAUGGACUGGUCAAUGGAAUGGGGAAUGCAAUUGGUCACGACCAACAGCUGGAGGCGUCCGCCGUCGUGGGGGAGCGCAGCAAGAAGUGCUCAAGUGCGUCCAAUGUCAGCAGCACGCAUUCCACGGAUUCCGGACUGCCAGUCGCAGCAGCAGCAGCAGCAUCAGCAACAGCAUCAGCGGCCACAUCUGUGACUGCAGCAACAUCAGCUGCAGCAGCAGCGCAAGCGGCUGAGGCGUCGCGCGGCGUUGGUGGUGGUGGCUCACACUAUUCGACGGACAAAAGUGGCUCGUCCGGUUAUUACAGCUCCAAUGUGUGCUCCACUUACUCGCUGGACGAGCACAUCUAUUGCGAACCGGUCAUCGAUGUCCAGGAGAAGAUCAAGAGUGUGGCCGCCAGGCAGCGGCAGAGACCACCGCUCCAGCUACCAACGAAAGUGGGCGCUCCGCAGGAGGCGCCAUCGAUAGACCCACUGGAAGACUCGCCUGAAAAGUUGUCCGCAGUGAAGAGUCAGCGCUCGGACAUGCAAGAUGCAGCUGAAGCUGCCGCAUCGAAUGGCCAUCAAACGCAGUCGAAGGCCGAGGCGGCCGAGGGGCAGCAUCACUACAGCAAAAAGCUGCGAGUUCUGGAGACGAGCAUCGAGAAUCUGGACCGCCACCUGAAGACUUUUCCCAGCCUAUAUGCCAAGGAGCAUAUAGUGAGCUUCAUGCAAGUGGCCGGAGGAAGAAACGAAGGCCCUCCGCAUACUCUGGAUAUUGGAGAGAAGCUGAGGGCCUACAACCAGUUGCCCACCAUCAUGGAGCAGCAGCAGCAGCAGCAGCAACAGGAGCAGAUGGUGGAUGAUUCAUUGCUGGAUAUUGACCUAGAUGCCUUUCUUUUGGCGCCCAAUGCGAGGCAGCGUGGCGUCGACAAUCCCAGCUUUCUGAACGACGAGCAGCUGGCAGAGAACAACUACAAGUGCGCAAAGUACAUCAACUCCUGUCCCGAGGAUGCCUACCGCCUGGAGAGCGAAAGGGGUGGAGCUGGGCGACCUGAUGUGGGCGUGGUAGAGGAGACAUAUGUCAAGCGCUAUGAGGAUCAGUUACACUUCCAAAACACUCGUGAGCUCUUGGAGGACGUCCGUGAUAAAAUCCGCCUCCUAUCGCGUGCCACACCCCAGGCUUCGGCCUCGCCCACACCAGCCAGCACGCCGCCCACCGAUGUGCCCAAGGAGCUGGAGGGGAUGAUCCACACGCUGAAGAACGAACUGGAGUCGUACCUGCAGCGCAUGAACCAGCACAGUGAGCUGGAGCUCCGGCAGUUGUGCAGCGGUUUGGGUCGCCAGCAGCACGUGGUUCGCCUGCAAAACGCCCUGGAACGAAGACGCAGUUGCGCCGAUCUUCAGCUAAAUGCCUACGAGUCAGUACGGGAUGGAGUCCUGAUCUCCGCCAACGGCCGACCUCUCAGUGUUCGCGAGCAGAUCAUGACCAUUCGUUGCGCCAGCGAUCCCAACUUCAAGAUGAAGCGCAAGUCCAUAGCGGAGAUCUUCCCCGCCGCCGAAUGCUAUGUGGAAUCGGAGGUCACCACCACCAGUCUCUCGCGCAGUGCCACGCCCCCGCCCGCGUCCACAACUCAGUUGGAGCUUGAGGCGCUUCAUCCAGGCCUUGCUAUGACCACGAUCGUUACGCAAAUGCAGCGAAAUCUCACCUUCCACAAGCCCAUCCUCACGGUGUCCAACAGCAAUCCUGCAGGUGGAAAUGUGACGGUCGACGGAGCUGGCGGGGAUAAGGCCGAACGGGGACGGGAUCGGGAGAGGGAAAGUCUCGCCGAGUGGCACCGCAAGAAGCCCAGCAUCUGGGAGAUGUACUACGGCACCAACCGGCUUCAUCAGUCACUCCUCGGCAAGCAGCGAGGUGGAGGCGAACUGGUCAUCAGCAAUGCACAACCCACUCUGUCCUAUCCAUCCUCGCGACCCGAAUCGGACUUCACACUCGACCUGCCGCGGGCGGAGCAGCUGCGUCUAAAAAUGGAGAAGGAGAAGAAGUUCCGCCAAAGAUGUCGCUUCAUCACCACGUUCCUCAGCCUGGUCUUCUUCCUGCUGACUGUGAUGGUGGUCAGCCUGGUUCUGACGCGCGGCAAACGGAUGUUCGGCAGCAUGAUUUGAGCAUUCCCGAUCGCCGACCAACGCCGAUGACUAUAUAGCCACACUAGUUAGCCCCUAAGUCCGACUCUUGGGAGAAUGGGUCGGCGGAAUAAUAAAAACUACAGUGCCAACCACAAAUGUAAAACGUUAGCGAAGCUCAAGUUUAGUGUUAGCGGUAGUCGUAAGCUCCUGUGGCUGCCAAGGCAGGGCAGGGCCGCCACAGCUACAGCCGUAGUCGCAGUAUUGUUAAUAAAUUAUUUAUGUGAUCAUAGUUAAUAAGUACUAGUUAGUGCAUUUGUUUCCAUGCGUACGCGUAUACUGCCUGUAUCCAGUCUAUGUAUCCUUUGUCAAAGCUAUUUGUAAGCCCAUCAAUCUGUAUUAAGUCUACGUUUGUAACAAAUAACAGUUAGAGUCCUGUGAAAGUGUGAAGAAUAAAAAGAAGCGAGUACAUUUAA